AUGAUGUUUCACGAUUCGACGAUCACUCCCGUCGUGACGGUGCGGCGGCGUCAAAAACAGCGUCCCGCAGUUCGUAGCCAUUACAAACUGGACGAAGUCGCAGCGUUUAUUCUUGCUGGAGCCUCUUCUUCACCUGCCUCAAGAACUCCCUUUCAACGGAUUGCGCUGCAGUUCCCGGAUGACUUACUUGAAGACGCCAUUGCCGUGACCGAGACGCUGAAAGGCCUUUUGGCCGAGGACCCGCGUCGCGCAGAUGUUGUGGGUGACUCCGCUCGUGGAGUAGAGGGUGACCUCAUGAAAACGGAAGAAGUAAAAGUUGAUGAUAAAAAAAUACGUUUGUUUGUGGUGGCUGACAACACCUUUGGGUCCUGCUGUCCGGAUGAGAUCACCGCGCAGCACUACGGCAGUGAUUGCAUCAUUCACUUUGGGGAUGCAUGCAUGAGUAGAUCCACACGUAUUCCAGUGUUUUAUGUGCAGGAUGACUUUCGGUUUGCUGCGUUCUCAACGUACCCACAAGAAAAGGAGAGGGUAAUUUCAGUACGUGUUGUGAUACGUGCGGUGAAAUUAUUGAGGUGUCGCCUGAAUAAAUUGUGUCGCGUCUUGGAGGGAAAUGAUAUUUCAGCGGCUGUUUCUUUGAUCGUUCUUGGCAGCCAUCGCUCGCGGAGUCUUGUAAGUGCUUCUGCAUGUCAUUGGGAUGAUAAAGAAAGGACAGCAGCAUCAACGGACAAUAAAGUGUUGGUUGAAUGGUGCAGCUUUGACCACGUUCAGGCGGCACCCGACAGAUCGAAUGCAUCCUUUUCUUCAUUUACUGAAGGAUCUUCAUGGGUUCUCAACGGUGUGCGUUUCUCUCGUGCCGGUUCUGGAAUGCUGCAGUAUUUCCUGUUUGUUGGCGGCUCCAACGCCCCUUUGCUAAUUCACCUUCUUAAUGUGCACCAGUACAACCUCUUUCAUUACCCGGAGGAGUUGCGUGAGACGGCAUUUACCAGUGACAACCCUCAUGUGCUGACAAUACUUGAUGAAGAUUUUGGCCGCGGCAGUGACGCAGGGACUCUGGGCGAUGCAGAGAGCAAGGACGGCCACAAUGAUGAUGAUGACAGUGUACGGAGGAUGGACGCUGCGUUGGAAGCCCACUUUGAUCGUAACAAGGGUAAGCUCAUUGCCAUUCAAACAACAUUAAACAAGAGGAUACGGCAACGCGCGUUUAACUUGGAGUUGAUCCGCUGUAGCAGUGCUGUGGGAAUUAUUGUGGCCUCUUUAGCGAUUGAGGGUUACUAUGAAACGACAAGUUUGCUCCAUCAACUUCUUCGUGCCCACGGAAAGCGGGCGUACAUAAUUUAUAUUGGACAUCUAAACAAAUACAAAAUUGCUAAUUUUGUGGACACUGUGGACUGUUUUGUCUCCAUUGCGUGCCCCAAUAGCCGCGAGGGUCACUUUCCUUCCAAAGAGGACGAUUUUCCAAAGACGGUUGUGUCUCCCAUUGAAGUUCUGGUUGCUCUGCGAACAGAAGACGGUGACUCUCCGCUCUUCGGACAUCCUGCGUUUUACAACACGACAUUGGACACUGUUCUUCCGCUCCUGCGCGAGGCCAUGCUUGCAGUGGAGUGUGAACGUGCCGAACGAAAGAGCGCCGUCAUUGCAGUGCCAAUGGGGAGUGGGAGUGGUGCCUCUUUGAUUCGUGCGUCCGCGGGUGUGGUUGCCACGCAGGGUGCUAAUGGCGCCCUGCAUCGCCUGUAUGAACGUAGCUUUGUUGGACUGGACCCGAAAAAGGGGCAGACACCAGUGCAAGAGGGGAUUCUUGAGGGACGCCAUGGGAUUGCACGUGGCUACGCCUCGGAAAGGGAGCAACAAGAGGGGAAUUUGUAUUAG
Molecule: messenger RNA, 1866 nt
Organism: Trypanosoma cruzi
Lineage: Eukaryota; Euglenozoa; Kinetoplastea; Trypanosomatida; Trypanosomatidae
Exons: 1
Coding region: 1-1866 (621 amino acids)
Biological process (GO): protein histidyl modification to diphthamide
Molecular function (GO): 2-(3-amino-3-carboxypropyl)histidine synthase activity
Source: RefSeq, a predicted model, not a curated record